AUGACAGCCUUCAGCCACACACAAAUAUUAGAUCUCUACUGGGCGAUGCUGUGACAGAACAAAUAUUUCAGUGUUAGUUAUACAACUUACGCUGUCAGGAGUAUAAAAGAUGCCUUCAGAGAAAAUAAAAAUGGAAAGGAUCCUGUAGAAAUUCAAACCCUAGUGAAGAAAGCUAAAAGAGACCUUGGAAUAAUUUACUGGCAGAUACACAUUAGCCAACUGUACUCAACUGACAAGCUCAUCACUGAGAAUCAAGAGAAGCCCAGGACCUAGGGGGCCUGGGGACUAGCCCCCACUGGCACCCAUGGACCACCUUCAGCAUCCAUUCUGCUCCUGUGAGAGGGGCUGCCAACAUACACAAAUGACCUCCUAUACCAGUUUAAAAUAGCCUG
Messenger RNA from Choloepus didactylus (southern two-toed sloth), 392 nucleotides. Its product is annotated as LYR motif-containing protein 4-like. NCBI's taxonomy places the organism in Eukaryota, Metazoa, Chordata, Mammalia, Pilosa, Megalonychidae. The record is from RefSeq and is a predicted model, not a curated record. Gene Ontology annotation, cellular component: mitochondrion; L-cysteine desulfurase complex. Gene Ontology annotation, biological process: iron-sulfur cluster assembly.